Messenger RNA from Eurytemora carolleeae, 1160 nucleotides. RefSeq names its product UPF0568 protein C14orf166 homolog. Gene Ontology annotation, biological process: tRNA splicing, via endonucleolytic cleavage and ligation. The transcript is spliced from 9 exons. Gene Ontology annotation, cellular component: tRNA-splicing ligase complex. NCBI's taxonomy places the organism in Eukaryota, Metazoa, Arthropoda, Copepoda, Calanoida, Temoridae. Bases 28 to 777 code for a protein of 249 amino acids. Gene Ontology annotation, molecular function: RNA binding. The record is from RefSeq and is a predicted model, not a curated record.
UUAGUCAUCUUUUUAUUUAAAGAUAAAAUGUACAGGCGCAAGUUGACCGCACUCAGCUACGCAGCUGCUGACACGUUUUCAUCAAGCUCUCAGACCGAAUAUAGAACUCUGGUGUUAUGGUUAGAGGAUCAGAAAAUCCGCCAUUAUAAGAUAGAUGACCGGAAAGGAUUAAGAGAUAUCAACGCUGAAUCUUGGCCUCAAGCUUUUAAUGAUUAUCUCACAGAACUAGGGUGCACUGUUUUACAAAAGUCUCCUGAAGAAAUCCUGGAUUGGUUGAUAGGGUUUGCGGUCAGGCUUGUGUUCGGGGAUGAUGCGGAACAAUAUAGAAAAUACAAUUCAGAGUUUAUUUCCAAUCUCCGGGCGGAUCAGCCUAGAUUAGUUUCCAGCAACCCCUUGGAUAAUCUUGACUUUACAGCUCCUGAGUUCAAGGCUGGGGUAGAGAACCUUGCAGACUUUCUUCAAGUCACAAAGCAUCCGGACCACCUAGUAACCUUGCAGGCAAUAUGUAAAUUAGUCUCUAGGCGUCUCAGUUCUAAAGCAAUACAAAAUCCUAAAUCAGUAGUCCCAGAGGGUCAAGCAUUUAAUUAUAAAGAUGAUAGUCUUGGUCUCCUGGGAACAGGAGAUCAUAAAGUUGACGACGCGGCAAAGAUUCUCCGACUUCUGUACAUCAAUGAUCUCAGAGAACUGCAGACCAGGAUUAACGAGGCUAUCGUGUCUGUGCAAGCUGUAACUGCAAACCCUAAAACGGAUACAAGGCUAGGGAAGGUCGGCCGGUAAUAUCGGUCAUCGAGGCGGAUGAUCUUGGCCGAAAAUCUUAUUCCACAAAAACCGGUUUGGUUCCAGCCCGUCCUGCAACCUUUUUAAUUUUAAGAAAUACAUUUUCUUAUUUUUAAUGAAAUCUUAACAUACAUGUGAUAAUAUAAAGAAUCUAAUGUAUUCAGUUGUUCAGUUGUUCAGUUGUUCAGUUGUUCAGUUGUUCAGUUGUUCAGUUGUUCAGUAUACAUUUUUAUCAUUCCUAAAUUACUCCUUUUCUAAUGUUUUAGAUUGGUAAAAUUAUCCUAGUCUAUAUUUAAGUCCCAUUAUUAUUGCAGUACGAUCUCAAAAUUUAACAAACAUUUGUUUCGUAAAAUUUUAUCAACAAAUAUUUUUUACUUUUCAGA